AUGUCGCACCUGCCUCAGGGGAACCUCCUUCCGCUCAUCCGCGCCGGCGACAUCGUCUCCAUCUGGCAUGACGUCAUCCUCUUCGCCUGCCCAGGCGCGAGUAACUCUCCCCGCCGCGCUUCCCCGCGCGCCACCUCCGCUUCUGCAGCGCGGGGCAAGCCGGCGACUGCUAUUCCCCUCCUCAACUUUAUCUGCACUUCUUCCAAGUCUAGCUCGUUCGCCGCGUCGCUCGCCGGUCGCCGUCGCCGUCUAGCGCUUGACGGCGCCGUCAAAGUCGACGACUCGGAGCAGCGGCCGUGGAACCUUGGGAUCAUCCCGCAAACGUGCGUUCUCGGGCCGUCCCCCGUCACCUCCGCAACCUCCUCCUCCUCCGCACUUCCCGACAAAAGCACCUCCGCAGCAGACGUCGAUCUUUAUCCACUCGACUCCUCUGCCGUCGAUCCCAGCGACCCGUUCAGCCGUCCCGAUGAUUGCGGCGGGUUUCCCGUGAUUCUGGACAACGCGCCGUUAGAGGCGGUGGAGGUGGGUGCAAAGGAGCGCGACCCAGGCGACGUGUUCCCCGUGCUGCCGCUCCUCGCGCUUCCCGUGCGCCUGCGGUCCGGACUGGGGUCGGAAGUUUCGUGGAAGCUGGUCGUUGUGGCGGCGGAUGAUCCGCUCGUUUUGGCUAAGCAGGUGGCGACUAUAGUGGAGACGAUUUUACCGAGAGUCAAAGACUGGGCCGCGGGAGGGUUUGGGUGGUUCGCGGGAGGGGCCGCGGGACUCGAUUCCGACCGUUGGUGGAUCCCCGAAUCUCCGCAGCGCGAGUCGGACGACUGGGAGGGAGCUGCGCGGAAGGCGCAAGGCGUGGUUCUCGAGGCGCACAGCAUAUGGAAGCUGCUGGUUCCUUCGCUCCGCCGCCCCACGCUGCAGCGACGGCAGCGCGUGAGCGAACGCACGGUGGAUGGCUGGCGGGAUAAGCGCGGCGACGGGGGGGACGACGGCGAGAGCAACCUCUUACAGCUCAUCGUGAAACCCGGCGCCGGCGGUGGUCUUGGCGGGUUUGGCGGGGGGAAGGCCCGUGGGAGCGGCGGAAACGGGAGGGAUGGGUCAGGGAACGGAGCGGUGGCGGGGGGAAGGGGAGGGCUCAGCAGGGGGAGGUGUUCCGCCGCCGCGGCUGCGGCGGCUGUUGCGGCAGCUGAGGGGCGCUCGGCGCGCGGCGAGAGUGAUGAACUAAGCGGUAUGAGAGGCGGGGAGGAGGAGGAGGAGGGGCGAGAGGGCGAGGGGACGAGACAUCUGAGACGGACGGCGAGCGGGGAGCAUUCGCGUGGCAGCGGCGGUGGAAAGAACGGCGGCAGGAGCAGCGCGGAAAGCAGCAGCAGCGGCCCUGGCGGCGAGAAGCGCAGAGGCGUGUUGCCGCAGAUUUCGCCGCGGUCCUUGUCAAUGACAACCGUUGCGCGCGCGCUCGUGAAAACCGCCACGUGGAGCAGGGCGCCUAGUCUUAACGGUACCAGUAGUGGUGGUACUACUGAUGAUAGGGACGUUAGUGGUGAGAGGAUAAGUGCUGGGAGUAAGAGCUUCGGUGCAGGCGGUAACUACUGUCCUAUCGGUGACGAAAGUUGUUACGGCGUUACCAGCGGUGGUGGUGAGCGGGUGCGGAGUGGGGCAAGGGGUGCGUUCAGCAGGAGCAACACGGCAUCAAGCACAUACAGCUUCGUGAGCAUGGGGAGCAUGGCCAGCAGCCACAGCAGCCGCUGCAGCAAAAGCCCUGCUGCCAUUCCACACCUUCCUGCUGCUACUGCUGCUACUGCUGGGUAUCACGGUGCUGGCAAGGGUCACAGAAUCGACAGACUAGUGGUCGAUGGGCGGAGUGGGGAAACAGAUACAACGGCUGGUUCGGGAGAAACAGGCGGCGGACGCCGCCCAUUCACCCCGCCUAUGGGCCGGUCAAAGACCGAACCCAAAAACCGUGGUACUGGGCAGGGGCAACCGCGCAGGGUCCUGUCACCCAGUAAUGCACACGAUGCUGCUGCCUCUGCUCACGACAAUCGCGACAAUUACGAUCGUGACUCGGAUGAGGAUGAUUCGGACGAUGAUGACAACUUUGCAUUCUCUCAGCCCACUGCACCUUAUGGCCUGAUCCCAACACCUCACAGCCUCACCCCAACGCCGGGCGCCGCCAGGCGAAUGUCGGAGUCUCACUCCCCUCUGCCCAGCCCGCCCGUGCUGAAUCGCCGCUGGUCCCUCACCUCCAACACUGGCUUCACAGGGGAAGGAGCGGGGGCGGGGCACAAUGGCCGGAACGUGUUUGAUGCCUCAGCUGGGGUUAGGGGCAGGGAAGUGGAUGGUCGGCAGGGGAGCCGGGGGCGGGAUGGUGGGUGGGAGGCAGAAGGGAGGGCAGUGGAGGAGUGGAGUGAUGACUGCUCCAGCCAGGCGAGCUCUAGCCAUGCUAGUGUUGAGUCUUCCAACAGCCACUACGGGCAGCAACUGCGGGAACGGAGAAUGCUCCCCAAAUUACCCACACUCCCCAAGUCACCCUCUGUGCCUAAAUCACCCGCUUUGCCCAAGUCACCCGCACUACCCAAGUCACCCUCUCUUCCUAAAUCGCCCGCACUGCCCAAGUCAUCCGCACUAUCCAAGUCAUCCACAAUGCCCAAGUCACCCUCCCUGCCCAAGUCACCUUAUGCUGAAAAGAAUGGGUUGCGAGGGGGGGUCCGCAUGGAACGACCACAUCCUCCCGAGAGCAACCACAUGGGGGCAUGCGAGAGCAGUAUAGGAGGGAGCAGCAGGGGUGUAUCUUCUGAGGUGCCGCAAACCAGAGGAGGCACUAGGAGGGGUGUGCGGAGCAAGCAGCGGGGGCAGCAGCUGGUCCCGGAAUGUUUUUCGACCGAGUCUGAAGUUCCGAUGAGAUCCAUGAGUCCCAGCAGUAACAUGCUCGCCAGAAGUAUGUCGUAUGACCAGCCGUCACCGCAAGUAGCAGCGGUUAUAGCUGCUGAAGCGCCGCUGCCAGAACCGCCGGGGCGGCGAUUCGCAAGGAGCCAGACAGAAGCCAGUAACAGGCUGGAUGAGGCUCGACCCAAGUCCAGCUGUGAGGCUAGAGCUGGAGGGGGGGUUGGGAGGAGUUUGGAGGAAUGUGAUGUGCAUUCUCGGCCUCCCAAAUCUCCUCUGGCCAGGAUGGUAUCCUCUGGGAUUCUCCUUGCACAGGGUGGGGGAGGCCGGCGAUGA
Closterium sp. Naga37s-1 is the source of this 3201-nucleotide messenger RNA. The record is from the annotation of a GenBank genome assembly. NCBI's taxonomy places the organism in Eukaryota, Viridiplantae, Streptophyta, Zygnematophyceae, Desmidiales, Closteriaceae.